AUGAAUCAUGUUGCAUUUCUCUUCACACUAACCUUUGUUCUUCUUUCUUUGAAUGCCAAAGCACAGCAGAAUUACUCUGGGGAUUCAGUAUUCAGCUGCAAGAACAAUGACACAAUGGGGCCUUCACCUUCCUUCCUUUACACAUGCAAUGGCCUCAACAAAUCCUGCAUGGCCUUCCUCAUCUUCAAAUCCAAACCUCCCUUCAACUCCAUACCCACAAUUUCUAACCUCACAUCAUCAAACCCAGAAGAGCUUGCAAGGAUCAAUGAUGCCACUAUGCUCACUGUGUUCCCACCUGGGAAAGAGGUGAUUGUCCCUGUGACCUGUUCUUGUUUAACUAGGGACUAUUACCAAGCUGAAACCAAAUAUGUAUUGGGGCCAUUGCCAACAUAUUACACUGUGGCACUUGAAACCUUUCAGGGUUUGGUCACUUGUGAUUCCCUCAAACGUGCUAAUCCAUAUGGGGUACUUGAUUUGAAGCCUGGCAUGGAAUUGUAUGCGCCACUCAGAUGUGCUUGUCCAACGUGGAAUCAGACAAGAAGUGGCACCAAGUAUUUGCUAACGUAUUCAGUGAACUUGGGUGAUGACAUUUCAAGUAUUGCUACAAGGUUCAAUGUAGCUGCAGGUAGUGUGGUUGAUGCCAAUGGUUUUUCCACACAAACACAAGUUAUUUUUCCACUCACAACUGUUCUGAUUCCUUUGCCAAGUGAACCGUUGAGUUCGAUGACCACAGUUGUUAGUGAUCCACCAACCGUGUCACCUCUUCCUGUUUGCAGCUCCAAAAAGUGCAAGUCAAAGAGGAAACUCUACAUUGCUAUUGCCACCACAGGAGGUUCCAUGCUGGUUCUCUGUGUUGUCUUAUAUGGGGUUUAUCUGUUCAGAAAGAGAUCACCGAGUUUCAUUGAGAAAGGCAAAGAAGGUAAGAAAACAAAGCAGUUGACUUCAGAAGAUAUCCGUGGGGAGAUAGCAAUCAUUGAACAUCACUCCGAAGUGUACAAGUUUAAGGAAAUAAAGAAGGCCACCGAAAACUUUUGUUCAAAGAAUAGAAUUAAAGGUUCGGUGUUUCGUGGGGUAUUUGGUAAUGGCAGGAACACAUUGGCUGUCAAAAUAAUGAGAGGAGAUGGGUCAAAGGAAGUGAAUUUGCUGAAGAGGAUCAAUCAUUUCAACCUGAUAAAGCUGCAAGGUUAUUGUGAAAACGAUGGUUGCCACUAUCUUGUUUAUGAGUAUAUGGAAAAUGGCUCUUUGAGAGAAUGGCUAAGAGAAAACAGGUCCACGGAGAACCAGUGUUUAGCUAAUAGGAUCCAGAUUGCUCUGGAUAUUGCCAAUGGUCUACAGUAUCUUCACAACUUCACAGAACCUUGCUAUGUGCACAGGAAUAUUAACAGUGGAAACAUCCUACUGAACAAAGAUCUAAGAGCCAAGAUAGCAAAUUUUGCUCUUGCUGAAGAAUCAGACAGGAAAAUAACUUCAGGUUAUACCUCGCCACAUGUCGCUAUGUCAAGUAGAUAUAUAGCUCCAGAGUAUCUGGAGGCAGGGAUUGUCACUACCAAAAUGGAUGUUUAUGCCUUCGGGGUGGUGCUGCUGGAAUUGAUCACGGGAAAAGAUUAUGUUACCCUGCAAGAUGGAAGAGAAGUAAUGCUUCAUGCAAUCAAAGUAAAUCUCAUUGGUGAAGAGAAUGGAGAAGAGAAGGUGAGUUUGUUCAUUGAUCCUAGCCUCACAGGAAACAGUGAGAAAGCAUGCGUUCUCCAGCUAGUUAAACUGGGUCUAGCCUGCUUGAUCCAAGAACCGAAAGAGAGACCACACAUGGUAGAGGUAGUCUCUAGCUUAUUGAAAAUAUAUACAGGUUAUAUGGACCAAAUAAUACCACCUAGCAUCGACAACAGUGUUGACCUGGAGUGGUGA
This is a messenger RNA of Cajanus cajan (pigeon pea), 1902 nucleotides long. Its product is annotated as lysM domain receptor-like kinase 4. Gene Ontology annotation, biological process: protein phosphorylation. NCBI's taxonomy places the organism in Eukaryota, Viridiplantae, Streptophyta, Magnoliopsida, Fabales, Fabaceae. The record is from RefSeq and is a predicted model, not a curated record. Gene Ontology annotation, molecular function: protein kinase activity; ATP binding.